AUGGGCCUUGACAUUGAGCAUCAGCCGUCAAAUUCAUGCCUGCUAUAUACUUCUACCUACAAGAGCGACGCCCAGCUAAGCCUAGAGAUUUUACUACAGGGGACCAACCAUGUCAGUGGGUCGACGCAGCCCAGAUCUGCUCUGAUCCCCAACAACCAAGCUCGCGAUGCCAAACCCCGCCUUCUUCUCAUGGGGCUUCGCAGGAGUGGCAAGUCUUCUAUUGCUAGUGUAGUUUUCCACAAAAUGCCUCCCAAUGAGACCCUCUUCUUAGAAUCCACAACUCGUAUCCAAAAGGACUCUAUCCACUCUUUUAUGGAUUUUCAAGUGUGGGAUUUCCCUGGUCAACUGGAAUAUCUUGAACCAUCGUUUGACCUGGAAGACAUCUUCGGCAGCCUGGGGGCCUUGGUAUGGGUCAUCGAUGCCCAGGAUGACUAUCUAGACUCUGUCGCACGGUUAAACCGUACCAUCUUGACUGUACAACAGUACUACCCGGGUAUUAACAUCGAAGUUUUUAUCCACAAGGUCGACGGACUUUCGGAUGAGUACCGCACCGAUACCUACCAAGACAUUGUGCAGCGCAUCUCAGACGAACUGAGCGACGCUGGGUACGAGAACGCACCCGUGCAUUACUACCUCACCUCCAUCUACGACUACUCCGUCUUCGAAGCCUUCAGCAAAGUGAUUCAGAAGUUAAUCCCUAAUCUGUCUACCCUUGAGAAUUUGAUCAAUACGCUAGGUAACAACUGCGGCUUUGAAAAGACUUAUCUCUUUGAUGUACUCAGCAAGAUUUACAUUGCUUCUGACACUCGUCCCGUCGACAUGGCCUGCUACGAGAUGUGUUCCGACUAUAUUGACGUGAUUGUUGACAUCUCGGAGCUCUACUCGUGGGACCACCCUGAACGUCGUCCUAAGGGGGAACAGAUUCAGGAGGCGGAAAGCCAUGUCGUGUUGCAUGAUGAGACCAUGAUUCACUUGAUGGAGAUGAACAAGUACUUAUGUCUCGUUUCGGUCAUCCGCAAUCCCGAAGCUAAGGAGAAACGGGGCCUGAUUGAUAUGAACUGCCGCACAUUUCAAGACGCUCUGAACGACGUGUUCUCGCGCAGCUGGGAACAGCUGGAGGAACAUGGUCGAGUCGAUGAUCAAAUUGAAGGCAGUACCUUGGCUUAA
Molecule: messenger RNA, 1167 nt
Organism: Penicillium verhagenii
Lineage: Eukaryota; Fungi; Ascomycota; Eurotiomycetes; Eurotiales; Aspergillaceae
Product: GTR/RAG family Ras-related GTP-binding protein
Exons: 4
Coding region: 1-1167 (388 amino acids)
Biological process (GO): cellular response to starvation; regulation of autophagy; cellular response to amino acid stimulus
Cellular component (GO): nucleus; fungal-type vacuole membrane; Gtr1-Gtr2 GTPase complex
Molecular function (GO): GTP binding; GTPase activity
Source: RefSeq, a predicted model, not a curated record